AUAUUUAUUUAAAAUAACUUAUUAAACUGCGCUUGAUUUUGUCUCGUGGAGAUCUAAACUAGCUUUUGUGGUGACAUACAGUUUAAAUAUUGCAAGUCCUAUUAUUAUGACCGCUUAGAUUAUUUGGUCAAGUACUUAGGAGUUCAGGACAGCUCCUAAAAUUUCUCGGCAUUUUGUGAACUGAAGAAUUGAAAUCGUUUCGCUUUGUCUCCGCUGGACACUGACCCGACGGCAAAUAUGUCGGGUGACCACAAAACCUUGAUAAAAGGGAGCCCAUCCCAAUAUGUGAAACUUAAUGUGGGCGGGACGUUAUUUUAUACCACGAUAGGGACCCUAACGAAGAGUGAUAACAUGCUCAGAACUAUGUUUAGCGGCAGGAUGGAAGUGCUUACUGACUCUGAAGGUUGGAUAUUGAUUGAUCGCUGCGGCAAGCAUUUCGGUACAAUCCUGAACUACCUCCGUGACGGCACAGUGGCACUGCCGGACAGCUACCGUGAGAUCAUGGAACUGCUCGCCGAAGCCAAAUACUUCCUCAUCGAAGAGCUGACGGAGUCCUGCCAGCAAGCGUUGCAGAAGAAAGAGAGAGAGGCUGAACCUAUAUGCAGGGUGCCUCUCAUCACGUCGCAUAAGGAGGAGCAGCUGCUUAUUAUGUCUACUUCGAAGCCUGUUGUGAAGCUGCUAAUAAAUCGCCACAACAAUAAAUACUCGUACACAAAUACGUCUGACGAUAACCUGCUGAAGAACAUUGAACUGUUCGACAAACUCUCCCUGCGCUUCAGUGGAAGAGUGCUCUUCAUCAAAGACGUCAUCGGCUCCAACGAAAUAUGCUGCUGGUCGUUCUUCGGACACGGCAAGAAAUGCGCCGAGGUUUGCUGCACGUCUAUUGUCUAUGCAACUGAUAAGAAGCAUACGAAAGUAGAAUUCCCAGAGGCAAGGAUUUAUGAGGAAUCUCUUGGAAUUUUGUUGUAUGAGAGCCGGAAUGGGCCCGAUCAGGACUUGAUACAAGCGACGUCGUCGCGGGGCGCGGUCGGCGGGCUCUCCUGCACCAGCGACGAGGAGGAAGAGCGCUCCGCUGCACGACUCAGGUCAAAUAAGCAGAAUAAUCAGUCUUAGCGGUUACAGUCGGGCUUGGCGCGCCUUCGUAGCUCUAAACGGACAAAUGUCUGAUACCAAGCCGGGUUCUUCUUGCCCUUUUGCUGGCUGCCGUGCUUUGGUCUUUAGGAAGUUGUGAGACGCCCGUCCUACGGGCCCUUUCUACACCUUGUGAGCUCUCUUCGAGAUGUGAAUGCAGAAGGAAUGAAAGCAAAAGAGGCAAUUUUAUAUUCCAAAUAAAUUCGCAAUUAUUUGAUGGACAACUUUCUGUGUCUACAUGUCUUUGUGUUUAGUGAAUAUAAAGUAUGAAGAAAUAGUAUGUGUUAUGAAGAAAUAGUGCAAAAAGUGACAUAGACUAUUAUAAUUAUUGUAAAGUCCAAAAAUGAAUAGUGUAAUGAAAUGUCCAGUAUACGAUUUUAAAUAAUUAUAGUAUGAACUGUAUGUAACUUUUGUUGGAUGCUUUAGUGUGCAUGUUUGUUGUAUUGUAAUGAAAUCUUUUCCAUUUCACUGUAGGUGUUUUAAAUAUGUAUGUCUAUGUGUGAUGCCUUAUUUAAAUACCCAGCAAAAAGGAUGGGUUUACAAUUCUAAUUAAUAUGACAUUGUAUAACAUGAGACAUCUAUGUGUAUAAACUAGCCCUUACAGUGGAUACGCUGCUACAUUCAACAGUUUCUAAAAGUCUUGCAGUUCCGGCUGUUUGCAGUUUCGAAUGUGCAUUGUAGUGCCUCGUCAAUACUGUGAAAAAGAGCGUAUCCACCUCACACUAAAUUAUAGCGUCUUUUCAGUGCCAGAUAGAAAAAAUGACCGUAACAGUACCCAAGGCGCCGUCAUAUUUUAAGAUUCGGGCGAAGCCUGACGUACGCGGUCCCAAGCCACCGGCGUCCUCAUAUGGAGUAGCAACCAUAGAGUUGUCUCUCAAAUGUACAGUGAGCUGCAAAUACAUUUGACCAUCCUUGUACAAAUAUUUGCACGAAAUGCUGUGUACAACCGCAGGCAAUUAUGGUCGUGCGAUAAAUGAUAAAACAUCUGGCUGAUAUCGCACUUAUAAAUAGUGCGAUAGGGACGGCCUGAUGUUUUAUCAUUUAUCGCGCGACCAUGCUUGCCUGCCUGUUCUACAUACCACAUCAGUAUAAAUUAUAUGUUAAGCUUAAAUGUCACUUACACAGCUCAAAUGUAUUGCCAAAUGGAUGUUUAGUAAUUAAGGUCCCUUUCCUGAAUUUACUCAGCAACAGCUCACAUUUGCAUCCAAAUGUUUACACUCAAGAUCACUAAAAACUGGUAAUUUUGUAUACAAAUUCUAAAACAAAACCUUGUUUGUUGACUUGUUUACUGCAAACUUGCCGGUAAAAUAUAAAUAAUAUAUUAGAUUCUAUUCACAAAAGUGUGACAGUGCCAGUGAUUACUGAUUAGUUGUAAUAUAAUAUGACAGGCACAAUGUUAUGGAAUAAAUAC
This is a messenger RNA of Leguminivora glycinivorella, 2542 nucleotides long. Its product is annotated as BTB/POZ domain-containing adapter for CUL3-mediated RhoA degradation protein 3. The record is from RefSeq and is a predicted model, not a curated record. Gene Ontology annotation, biological process: protein homooligomerization. NCBI's taxonomy places the organism in Eukaryota, Metazoa, Arthropoda, Insecta, Lepidoptera, Tortricidae. Gene Ontology annotation, molecular function: protein binding.